AUGAACCCAGCAAAUUAUAAAGAAGCCCCUAUUGAAACAGAGGCAGAUGAGGAUGAAGGAGCGGAUAUUCUUUUGGUAAAACCAGCAAUGCCAUGUUUGGAUGUUGUAUGGCUUCUUUUAGAUAACUCUGCUUUACCUAUUGCUGCAUAUCAAGUUGCUGGUGAGUAUUCUAUGAUCAAAGCUGGUGGGGCUUACAACAUGGUUGGUGAAGAGAAGGUUAUGAUGGAGUCGCUGCUGUGCAUCAGACAGGCUGGUGCAGACAUCGCUCUCUCUUAUUUUCCUCGUAAAGCGCUGUCUAACACUAGUAAGCUAGUUGGUGAAGACAUUUGGCAGCAACAUAGAUUUACACAUGUCAAUAAUCAGUCCCAAGAGCACAAUGCAAAAGGAAGUGGAAUAUCAGAAGAUAUAGAGGACAGAUUUAGAGGGUCUGGUGACUCAUAUGUUGCAGGUGACAAAGGUGCAAGGACAAAAGUCAGUCGCUAA
Elaeis guineensis (African oil palm) is the source of this 483-nucleotide messenger RNA. Lineage: Eukaryota; Viridiplantae; Streptophyta; Magnoliopsida; Arecales; Arecaceae. The record is from RefSeq and is a predicted model, not a curated record.